CAGACACCCAAGCAGUGCUGCGGACUUUCUCUGGCAGUACGUAAGAUUGACAGCUAUUUACAAGUGAAGUUGAAGUGACAACGACUUUAGAAAGAGGUCCAUCACCGAGAAACUAACAGACAAAUGAGAGAGAGAAAAAACUGUCAUUUACUGUAACAUCUCGAUGGAUAUGAUGGAGGAAACCUUGUGAGGCUGACAUGAAUAUCAUGGCGAAAAGGACCAUAAAUGUUAAAGAAGAGGACUGUGAGUGUGAGCCUGUCCACCCUAACCAGGUGAGUCUGGGCAUUAAGGAUGAGGACUGUGAACUGGGGUCAAUGGACAUUAAAGAAGAGGAUAAAGAGGAGUGUGUCAGCAAUGAAAUGUAUGAACGUACAAGUGUAGAGAAUGUCAAGGAAAACGAUGGGUGUCGAGACGGAGCAGUGACCGGAUUAGUCUCUCGUCAAAGCCGACACUUAAUUGAUAUGAAGUCCGCAUCAUUACAAUGUGACACAAUGAGUACUGAGGAAAUUUCAUCUGUCAGGACUCUGGAAGAUCAACCACCACUUUUGAAUAAGUCUAGAAAAAGAGACAGGCCCCACUGCUGUUCUAAAUGUGGCAAACGGUUCUGUGACAGGAGUACCCUUGGGAGACACAUGAGAAUUCACACCGGAGAGAAGCCAUAUUGCUGUAAUGAAUGUGGCAAAAAGUUUUGUCAGAGGAGUACUCUCCAGAAUCACUCUAGGAUUCACACAGGAGAGAAGCCGUACUUCUGUCCCGAUUGUGACAAACGCUUCUGUGACAGGAGUACUCUUUGGAGGCACGUUAGAAUUCACACGGGACAGAAGCCAUAUUGCUGUGUGGAAUGUGGCCAACAUUUUUCAGUGAAGAGCACCCUCCUGGCACAUGCAAGAAUCCACACGGGUGAGAAACCGUAUUGCUGUUCCGAGUGUGGCAAACAAUUCUGUUACAGGAGUAACCUUCAGAGCCACAGAAGGAUUCACACAGGGGAGAAGCCGUAUUUCUGCUCUGAAUGUGGCAAACGGUUCUCACAAAGUAGCCAUCUUCAGAAGCACAAACAAAUUCACAUGGGAGAGAAGCCCUAUGUCUGUUGUGAAUGUAGCAAACCGUUUUUACAAAGUGACCAGCUUCAGAGGCACAAAAAAAUCCACACAGGAGAGAAGCCACAUGGCUGUUCUGAGUGUGGCAAAACAUUUUUGAAACUGAGCAGUCUCCAGAACCACAAAAGAAUUCACGCAGAAAAGAAGGCCCACGGCUGUUCUGAAUGUGGCAAACAGUUCUUGCGAAAGAGCGGACUUCGGAGCCACGCAAGAAUUCACACGGGGAGAAGCCGUUUUGCUGUGCUGAAUGUGGCAAAGCAUUUUCGUAUAGGAGCGGACUUCGGGACCACAAAAAAAUUCACACAGGAGAGAAGCCAUUUUGUUGUUGUGAAUGUGGCAAACAAUUUGCGCAUAUGAAUAGUUUAAAGAGACACAUGACAGUUCACACUGCCGAGAAGGAGGAAGCCCUCCAGGAAUAAGUUGGUGGGUCAAGAAGGAAUAAACUGGAGGAAGUACUGAAAUUGUAAACUCCUGCGAUGAGGAUGGGGGUACAUGUGAUACUAUGCCUUAUUAUAAGGCAUGUACUUAGAAAAACUUUGGUAACCUGUUCUGCUUACCAUGUUACCAGGUCAGAUUGACAAGAUCUUGUUAUGUGCUCGGAGAAUGCCAGAUCAGAAUCCAUAUAAACCAGUGUUUCCCAAACUCGGUCCCGGGGACCCCCUUGUCGCUGCAGGUUUUUGUUCCAACCAGCUUCUGUUU
Molecule: messenger RNA, 1796 nt
Organism: Polypterus senegalus (gray bichir)
Lineage: Eukaryota; Metazoa; Chordata; Cladistia; Polypteriformes; Polypteridae
Product: zinc finger protein 501-like
Exons: 3
Coding region: 198-1454 (418 amino acids)
Source: RefSeq, a predicted model, not a curated record